CAGUUUCAUUCGUAUCUUGGCCCGGCCUUCGACCGACGGAUUAAUUGUCUCCCUUCCAAGCAUUAUUUUCGAUAUUAAUGUCUGUUAUUAGUCUUCACUCCGACCACGGUCCCGUCUCCCACAGAUUCUAGAUCGAACAGCACUAGAUCCUUGGAUCGAUCCAACACACGCGGCCAGACAAAAUGAACUGUGCAGUGAAAGUGCUCACGGGGAUCUUCUUUGAUGUGUUGGGCUGUUUCUAUUUUCCGAUCGCCAACCUGGCAUCCAUGUCCAUAAGCAUAGGACUUUGGGGGAGAAAGCCCCAAGCAAUUCACGGAAGGGAGGGGAAUUGGAAUGCUGGCUGGCCUAACUCGAUCAAACUAGAAUAUCAUGCGGUCGCAGAGGCGAGUCCCACCGGAAGAAUUGAUAGCUGAGUCCGAGUCGGGCCCACCAGUCACAAUUACAAUUUGCC
Aspergillus neoniger CBS 115656 is the source of this 451-nucleotide messenger RNA. RefSeq lists its product as uncharacterized. The transcript is spliced from 2 exons. The record is from RefSeq and is a predicted model, not a curated record. The coding region runs from base 183 to 413 and encodes 76 amino acids. NCBI's taxonomy places the organism in Eukaryota, Fungi, Ascomycota, Eurotiomycetes, Eurotiales, Aspergillaceae.